Molecule: messenger RNA, 868 nt
Organism: Saccostrea cuccullata (small rock oyster)
Lineage: Eukaryota; Metazoa; Mollusca; Bivalvia; Ostreida; Ostreidae
Exons: 5
Coding region: 1-663 (220 amino acids)
Source: RefSeq, a predicted model, not a curated record
AUGACCAUUUUUUCAGGUGGAUGUUGUGCUCAAUUCAAUGAAGGAGUAGGGAGAGUAAUAGAAGACUAUAACGUGUUAUGUUCAGAAUGCCCGUUAAAUUACUUCACAAAUGAGACAUGCAAAUAUCCCACUUGUGUACAAUCAACUUUGAAAGCAAACAAAACAAUUAAAUUCAGUUUGCAAGAUGAUCAGCCAAUUACUCAAGUUCCAAAAUCAAAUGAAUCUGAAACAGGCAAGAUCGACUGUGACACUUUUGAACGUUCAAAACGACAUGUCAAGUGCGCCUUAAGACGACUCAAAACUUUGACAGAAACCACUGAAUCCACUGAAUCCACUACUUCAGAAAGCAAUGAAAAGAAUAAAACCAGACAAAAUACUACAAUGCCGUCUGUAAUUUUCAUCAGUAUAGGGGUUUUAUGCAGUGUAUUUACGUUACUGAUCCUGUUAUACUGCUGCCGAAAACGUUUAUCUUGGUCUUGCCAUGCAUCUAAAAAAAAUUUGCUGAGAAGAAUGAAGAAAACGGAAAAAUCUAUGUGCAACGUAUUACAGAAUGUGAUGGAAUCGCAAAUCCGGAAAAUGAAAUCCAUGAUGUUCUUUUACAAAAUAGAUCUUCAAGUACUGACCCAACGUGAAAAGGGAAAACAAGAAAUUGUGAAAACAUAAUAUACUUUUGAGUGCCCCAGAUAAUCCGUUCUUGGAAUUCUAUAUCUAUGGCAUUUUUAGUAUAUUUUUGCUUAGGAAUUUUUUUCUGAUUUAAGCAUGGGUCCUCGAAUUUACUUUUCUAUAAUAAAUUGGGGAGCUUAGAUGGCAGCUUUUUGUGAAAGUGUUUCCUUAUUGUAGUGUCAUGUAAAUUAAUUUAUAUAUAUGU